AUGCCUCACAGAAACAGAAAUAUCAGGCACGGAACCGUCGUUUUGCCGUCUAGCGGCCGUCGCGUCAACCGACAUGUAACUUUUGCGCGCCCGAGAAGUGUUGACGGUAACGACAGCAGCACGGAUUCCCCACACGAUGACGACGAACAUCAUGAAGACGACGGCCUGCUUCCUAACGGGAACGGGCAUUCUAACGGACGUGCAAAUGGUUAUGCGAACGGCCAUACCAAGGUACCCACGUGGAGGCAGAACUUACGGCUUCCGCCUUUUCUCAAACGGUUUAUUGAGACUUGGAAGCUGAAGGAAGUGCUGAAAUGUGCCUUGGCAUACUUUCUCGGAUCAAUGGGAACCUACAUACCGCUUUUUGCAGCACUAUUUGGCAAGAACGAUGGGAAACAUAUGGUCGCUACUGUUGCUGUAUACUUCCACCCAGCUCGAACUCGAGGAAGCAUGGCUGAGGCGACCAUGUUCGCUACAAUAGCUGUUCUGUACUCCUGCUUCAUCUCGGCUGGAACGCUCGGCACUGCAACUCUCUUUGGUCAUAUAGGGCAUCCUGCAAUAGGUCGUAUCAUCAUCUUGUUGGUCUUUUGCGUAGGAGGUCUCGGACUGAUAGGGUGGACAAAGUUAAAAAUGGCCAGUCCGACUGCCAACGUGUCCUGCAGUCUUGCAUCCAUUAUAAUCAUUACCACCCUGACAAAAGAUGUUGCGACCCAACAAGGGAUAUUCAACAUGACCAAGAUUAUGCAAACCGUCGCAAUGGCUGUCUGUGCGAUUGUCAUGUCGACGACCUUGUCUAAUAUUAUGUGGCCGAGUUUUGCUGUAACAGAGUUGCGAAAGUCCAUGGUUAACUCUACUCGUGCCUUUGCUGAAAUGUUAGAAGGGAUUACCAAAGGAUUCAUUGAUGGGUCUGAAGAGCAUUUGCAACAACCAUCGUUCAAGAAGGCCGCUGCGGAUCAUAGAAAGACCUUCACGGACCUGGCCAAGCACUUGCACGAGGCGAAAUUUGAACAUUACAUGAAGGGAACUGAAGUUACAUACGGACUUGAGCUACGUCUUGUCGAAUGUCUUCAGAGACUCGCACAAGCCAUUGGUGGUUUGCAGAAUGCUGCUAGUACUCAGUUCUCCCUUCUUGAGCAGAGUGAUCAAACGGACCCGUUUCUGUCUGAAUAUCCAGAACUACAGGCCUCAUUUACAGGUUCUUUUCUACAAACCCCAUCCGAAGAUGUCUCUCGGGACUAUUUUGAUUCUCCUGUGGAUGCGAGACCUGGCACAUCGGGUACCACGCGCACUACGGGUACGAUAGGCACCACAGGUUCAACGGAUGGGGCUCUUGUAGUCGUUACAGGCCGUACUUUAUUUGAUCAAUUUAUAGAGCAUCUUGGACCUUCUAUGCGAUCCUUGGCUGUCACUCUCAAACUCAUGUUAGAUGAACUCCCAUUUGGAGGGGGCACGGACUACACCGUCAGUGUGAACCCUCAUUUCCGCGCUAGCCUUCGCGAUGCAUUGGAACUCUACACCGAAAAGCGUAAACUCGCCCUCGACCAACUUUACAACCAGCAAGACAUCUCUGGUCGAAAAUCUGCAGAUUUGGCUGCAGACCAGGAAGAAAUUGCUGCCAGUUGUGGUCACUUUGCUUACUCCCUCGAAGACUUUGGAAAAGAACUUUUCGACCUUCUCGACAUACUUGACCAACUCGAAGGUCUCCAGGAACUACCCCUCCCCAAGACAUGGCACUGGCUCAACCCUAUCCGCCACAUCUUCAGAAAACCAAACGAAGAAAUAGAAGAUGGCGACCGCCAUAUUGACCGUGUUCUCCCGCAACAACUUCCAGGCGGACUCUCUGACGUCAAAGUCCUGCAAGAAGAAAUCGCCCGUCGUGAAAAUAAAACUCAUAAUGCCCUAGGCUACCGCAUCUGGAAAGCCCUGCGUAUGUUCCGCCGCGAUGACGUGAAAUUCGCGUUCAAAGUUGGCGUAGGCGCCGCAAUUUACGCACUCCCAUCAUAUAUCCCAUUCACACGUCCCCUUUAUAGCCAUUACAGAGGCGAAUGGGGCCUUGUAUCCUAUAUGAUUGUGAUGUCCAUGACUCUGGGGGCCACAAAUACCUCAGGCCUCUACCGUUUCAUCGGUACUAUAAUCGGCGCCUCAGCCGCCGUAUUCUCAUGGUGGACAUUCCCAGAACUACCCUUAAUCCUAUCCCUCUACGGCUUCGUUCUUUCCUUCCUCUGCUUCACAUUGACCCUGAACUACCCCGCCAAAGCCAGUUUCAGUCGUUUCAUUCUCUUAACCUAUAACAUCACCGCACUAUACGCCUACACCAUCAGCAUCAAAGACGAAGACGAAGACGACAACGACGAAGGUGGUAAAGAUCCUAUUAUUACGGAAAUCGCUUUACACCGUGUCCUAUCCGUUUUAGCGGGUGUAACAUGGGGUCUCAUAAUCUCCCGUUACGUCUGGCCGAUAUCUGCGCGCAAGAAGCUUAGAGACGGACUUUCGGUCCUUUGGUUACGAAUGGCAUUAAUCUGGAAACGUGAUCCGUUAAACUACCUCGUCGAAGCAGCACCAACAGAUGUAGCAGCUUACAUGAACAUCACGGAAGAAAUCCAUCUCCAACAGGCUUUACUACGUCUUCAGUCCUUACUUGCCCAAAUUCCCUUUGAAUUCCGUCUUAAGGGACCCUUUCCUAUCGAAGACUUUUCAGAAAUCCUCACAAAUACGCAAUCGAUGUUAGACGCCUUCCACGGUAUGUCCGUCAUAAUUGCGAAGGAACCACAGUCUUCCACGAGAGAAAUGGAGAUACUGGCAUUCACGAAGAACGAACGUGCGGAGUUAUGUUCUAGAAUCUUUCAAUUGUUUUAUGUUUUAAGCAGUAGUAUGAGAAGUGGGUUUCCGUUACCGGAGACGCUACCGAGUAUUGUGAGGAGCAGGGAUAGAUUGUUGAUGAAGAUUCAUAAGUUUAGAGAGAGGGAUAGAGGGGCUGGAGAAGGGAGAGGGGAGAGUGAAGAGGAUUUCGCAUUGAUUUAUGCUUAUGUGUUACUAACAGGAAGGGUUUCGGAAGGUCUGGAGAAGUGUGCAAGAAGCAUCAAGGUUUUGCAUGGUGUUAUUGACGAAGAAAUGUUGGAGAUCUCAUGA
Messenger RNA from Orbilia oligospora ATCC 24927, 3129 nucleotides. RefSeq lists its product as uncharacterized. NCBI's taxonomy places the organism in Eukaryota, Fungi, Ascomycota, Orbiliomycetes, Orbiliales, Orbiliaceae. The record is from RefSeq and is a predicted model, not a curated record. The coding region runs from base 1 to 3129 and encodes 1042 amino acids. The transcript has 5 exons.